GGCGGCGACGGCUGUGGAAGGAGCGCGGUGGCCCAUCAGCGGCCCCGGGGACCCCGCGCUGCUGACGGCGGCCGCGGCGACUUGCAGCGGGCGCGGAUCUCGGAGGCGCGGGCCCCAGCGCCGCCCCCCGGGACGGCCCCCUCCCCUCCCGCGGCCGUCCUCUCUCGUCCCUCCUCCUCCGUCCCUCCUCCCUCCUCCCUUGUCGCUCGCGGGCCGGGCCCGGCAUGGUGCGGCGUCGCGGCCGAUGGCGCUGAGGCGGAGCAUGGGGCGGCCGGGGCUCCCGCCGCCGCCGCCGCCGCCGCCGCCGCCGCCGCUGCCGCUGCCGCUGCUGCUGGCGGGUCUGGCCGCUCUGCUGCUGGCGGAGCCCGCGGCCGCAGGCCUGAAGCUCAUGGGAGCCCCGGUGAAGCUGACCGUGUCUCAGGGGCAGCCCGUGAAGCUCAACUGCAGUGUGGAGGGAAUGGAGGAGCCCGAGAUACAGUGGGUGAAGGACGGGGCUGUGGUCCAGAGUGUGGAUCAGGUGUACAUCCCAGUCAGUGAGCAGCACUGGAUUGGCUUCCUCAGCCUGAAGUCAGUGGAGCGCUCUGAUGCAGGCCGGUACUGGUGCCAGGUGGAGGAUGGGGGUGAAAUGGAGACCUCCCAGCCAGUGUGGCUCACAGUAGAAGGUGUGCCAUUCUUCACUGUGGAGCCGAAAGAUCUGGCAGUACCACCCAAUGCCCCUUUCCAACUGUCUUGUGAGGCCGUGGGCCCCCCUGAACCUGUUACUAUUGUGUGGUGGAGAGGAGGCACAAAGGUGGGGGGGCCCGCUCCCUCUCCCUCUGUUUUAAAUGUAACAGGGGUGACCCAGAGCACCGUGUUCUCCUGUGAAGCUCACAACCUUAAAGGCCUGGCCUCUUCUCGCCCAGCCACUGUUCGCCUUCAAGCACUGCCUGCAGCCCCCUUUAACAUCACAGUGACAAAGCUCUCCAGCAGCAAUGCUAGUGUGGCCUGGACGCCAGGGGCCGAUGGCCGGGCCCUGCUCCAGUCCUGUACGGUCCAGGUGACACAGGCUCCAGGAGGCUGGGAGGUCCUGGCUGUCGUGGUCCCCGUGCCGCCUUUUACCUGCCUGCUCCGGGACCUGGCACCUGCCACCAACUACAGCCUCAGGGUGCGCUGUGCCAACGCCUUGGGGCCUUCUCCAUAUGCCGACUGGGUGCCCUUUCGGACAAAGGGCCUAGCCCCAGCCAGCGCUCCCCAGAACCUCCAUGCCAUCCGCACAGACUCAGGCCUCAUCCUGGAGUGGGAAGAAGUGAUCCCCGGGGGCCCUUUGGAAGGCCCCCUGGGACCCUAUAAAUUGUCCUGGGUUCAGGACAAUGGAACCCAGGGUGAGCUGACAGUGGAGGGGACCAGGGCCAACUUGACAGGCUGGGAUCCGCAGAAGGACCUGACUGUGCGUGUAUGCAUCUCCAAUGCAGUUGGCUGUGGGCCCUGGAGUCAGCCACUGGUGGUCUCUUCUCAUGACCAUGCAGGCCAGCAGGGCCAUCCCCACAGCCGCACAUCCUGGGUGCCUGUGGUCCUGGGUGUGCUGACAGCCUUGGUGACGGCCGCGGCCUUGGCCCUCAUCCUGCUUCGGAAGAGGCGGAAGGAGACACGGUUCGGGCAAGCCUUUGACAGUGUCAUGGCCCGGGGGGAGCCAGCCGUUCACUUCCGGGCAGCCCGGUCCUUCAAUCGGGAGCGGCCUGAGCGUAUUGAGGCCACACUGGACAGCUUGGGCAUCAGCGAUGAACUCAAGGACAAACUGGAGGAUGUGCUCAUCCCUGAGCAGCAGUUCACCCUGGGCCGGAUGUUGGGCAAAGGAGAGUUUGGUUCAGUGCGGGAGGCCCAGCUGAAGCAGGAGGAUGGCUCCUUUGUGAAAGUGGCCGUCAAGAUGCUGAAAGCUGACAUCAUUGCUUCAAGCGACAUUGAAGAGUUCCUCAGGGAAGCGGCUUGCAUGAAGGAAUUUGACCACCCACACGUGGCCAAGCUUGUUGGAGUGAGCCUCCGCAGCAGGGCCAAAGGCCGUCUCCCCAUCCCCAUGGUCAUCUUGCCCUUCAUGAAGCACGGGGACCUGCACGCCUUCCUACUCGCCUCCCGGAUUGGGGAGAAUCCCUUUAACCUGCCCCUGCAGACCCUGGUCCGGUUCAUGGUGGACAUCGCCUGUGGCAUGGAGUACCUGAGCUCCCGGAACUUUAUCCACCGAGACCUGGCUGCUCGGAAUUGCAUGCUGGCGGAAGACAUGACAGUGUGCGUAGCUGACUUUGGGCUCUCCCGGAAGAUCUAUAGCGGGGACUACUAUCGCCAGGGCUGUGCCUCCAAAUUGCCUGUCAAGUGGCUGGCCCUGGAGAGCCUGGCCGACAACCUGUAUACUGUGCACAGUGACGUGUGGGCCUUCGGGGUGACCAUGUGGGAGAUCAUGACUCGUGGGCAGACGCCGUAUGCUGGCAUUGAGAAUGCUGAGAUUUACAACUACCUCAUCGGCGGGAACCGCCUGAAACAGCCUCCGGAGUGUACAGAGGACGUGUAUGAGCUCAUGUACCAGUGCUGGAGCGCCGACCCCAAGCGGCGCCCGACCUUCACGUGCCUGCGGAUGGAGCUGGAGAGCAUCCUGGGCCACCUGUCCGUGCUGUCCACCAGCCAGGACCCCUUGUACAUCAACCUGGAGCGAGCCGAGGAGCCCGCUGAGGGAGGCCCCCUGCAGCUGCCUGGCGGGGAGCAGGCCAGCAGCGGGGCCGGGGAUGGCAGCAGUGUGGGGGCAACCGGGGGCACCCCCAGUGACUAUCGGUACAUCCUCAGCCCUGGGGGGCUCGCUGAGCGGCCCGGGCAGGAGGAGGAGCCGCCAGAAAGCCCCGCCAGUGAGGCCCAGAGGCGGCUGCUGCAGCAGCAGGGCCUCCUGCCCCACAGUAGCUGUUAGCCCGCAGGCUGAGUGCGGCCGGGGCCAUGCUGCUGGCCGAGGACCCUGGCCCGGGCCGCGCGGCGUGGGGGCUCCUGUGGCAGUCCUCCCAAGCUGCGCUGGAAGCCUGGACGGACCAAAUGGCCCAAUCCCGGUUCUUCCUGCGGCCACUCUGGCCUGCCUGGCAUUGGCUCAGGCCGGGGCCCGGUGGAGGUGGGCCAGGCCUGGUUGCCUAAACCCAGGCAGCUGGCAGGAGGGGGGUGGUGGUUAUGUUUCCAUGGUUACCGUGGGUGUGGAGAGGAGUUGGGGGAGGGUAGAUCCAGCCCUGUGGGCCCCUACCCUCUGGCUGAGCUGCUCCUGCUGCUUUAGCGCAUACACUGAGGUGUCUGACCCUGGGGGCCCCAGCCCUGCCCAUGCUUGGGGUUUUAAGUGUCCAGGUUUGCUCUUCCUCACAAAGAGAUGCCCUUGUAUUAUUCCCCUGUAGGUGAGAGUUGGUAAGGGGUUGAUACAGUCAGGUCCCAAGUGCUGGGAGACAGUGGGGCAUUCUCAGGUCUGAAUCCUCGUCCCCUUCCUGAUGACCCAGACCACCUAGGCCAGGAGUCAAGUGCAGCUGACCAGGUCACAGCAAGGCAUGCUGGAUCACGGCAGGCUGCCAUUUGCCCAGCCUCUAAAGGCAGGGCACCCAGCCUGGCAAGAGGAAGGGGUGCUGUAGGCCUGCCCAGGAACGCGUGAGGCCCUCUUACGCCCUCCCACAGGCUGUCUGAGCAUGCUACCAAAUCCCAGAAUACCCUAAGACUAACAAAGGCAGCUGUGUCUGAGCUCAGUCCUUCCACGCAGCGUCCCUUAGCCCCAGUUUUCCCUCUCCCUGGAGACCCUCUUCUGUCCCGAAUCUCCAGAGACAGACAGAAAAUAGGCCUGGUGGCUGGCGUGGGUGAGGGGGAGUUACUGGAGCCUGGACCCCAGCCCUGGCUAGGGGAGCCCCUGGAUUGCAUGGGGCAGGCCCCUGCUGUUAGGGAUAUUUCCAAGCUGUUAGAAGCUGUUUAAAAACGGAAAUAAAAUUGAGAGCUAAAGACCCAAGGCUUUGUCUCUUAACUGUUUACUUUUUUCCAGAUCGCAAAAAUGAAGCAUCUCUGCAUAGAAAAAAAUCUGGAAAGACAUAUGCCAAAAUGUUAACAGCUGUUAUCUUUACAUGAUGUGAGUUAAAGGGACUUGUUUUCCUUUGUGCCUUCCAAGUUUUCUGCACUGAGCACAAAAUGCUUUUGUAAUUAGAAAAGACCCCAGAGAAUGUUAUCACAUUAAAGAUAAUACAUAGCCAGGUAGACAAUUAGGAAAAUGUAGAAAAUCAUUUUUAAAAGUGCCAAAUACCUAUAUUCCUACCACCUAGAGAUAGCCGCCCUUGACCUUUUGAAAACGUAAAUGUUUUGAAAAGCUUUGGCUGUUUCCUACCCCUCUAUCAGACUUUCCUUUUAUCUUUGGGUGUGGACACUUUGUUCUCACCUUUAUACCAUUGCUGGGAGCCAGGGGAAACUGGGAAGAAACAGGCAAAGAGAAUGGUUUGCCUCUUCAGAAUUAGAAGUAGGAGCAUGAAGUUUGCUUCUAAGUAUUUCCACCUGAACAUUUUAGUUUAGAAGCUUUAUUUAUUUAUUUUUAAAGAUUUUAUUUAUUUAUUUGACAGAAAGAGCACAAGCAGCGGGGAGUGGCAGGCAGAGAGAGAGGGAGAAGCAGACUCCCUGCUGAGCAGGGAGCCUGAUGCGAUGCGGGGCUCCAUCCCAGGACCCUGAGAUCAUGACCUGAGCUGAAGGAGGAUGCUUAACCGACUGAGCCCCCCAGGCACCUGAUAGUUUAGAAGCUUUGAGAGCAAGCUCGUGGGAGCAUGUAGCAGGAGGCAUGAGAACUGGGCCCUUCUCUGUGCAGAGGGGUGUGGGAAGACAGGGAGGGACACAGGUAUUGCCAUGCUGGCUAAGGGCAAUGGAAUGGGGCGGGUGCUUCUGAAAGCAAAUAUCCUGAAAAACCUGGUGCUGGUACUCCAGAUUCUGGUUGUCAUGUGGAUCGUGGAUCGUGAGACCUGAAUUCACUUCCAGGGAAGUGGCUUUCAGAAUGUUUCCUGCUGUGAUUAGCUUUAACUGCAGGUCAUGAUUACUUGCGAGGUUAUGUUUGGGAAUGAUUGAGAAGAGCUUUACUCUCAAAUAAUUGUCUGCCAUUAAUGGGCUCCUAUUAUGUGCCAGGCACUGCACCAAGCACUUCAUAUAUAUUAUCUCAUUUAAUACAGAGAGCAUUCCUACAAGAUGGGAAUAUAAUUAUCAUCCUCCGAUAGGACAGAAAUGAGGGUUAGUAACUUGUCCAAGGUUAUGUAGCUAAUGAAUGGUCAAUUCAGGCCUGAAACCCACUAAGUCAGAGAGCAGAGCCUGUGCUCCUUCUCCCCCCAGCAUUCCAGAGAGCACCCUGAAGCAGCUCUGUCAUGAUCAUGUUAUCUUUUGGGUGAAUGCAGGUCAGCAGUAGGCACCUUUUAAUGUACAGGAGGCUCCUGGGUGGCUCAGUCAGUUAAGCAUCCGACUCUUGAUCUCAGCUCAGGUCUGGAUCUCAGGGGUGUGAGUUUAAGCCCUCCAUUGGGCUCCACGCUGGUCAUGGAGCCUACUUAAAAAAAGUACAGGAGUUCUGGGGUGUGUGUGUGUGUGUGUGUGUGUGUGUGUGUGUGUGAGACAAAGUAAUUAAGUAGUAGUUACCCACCAGUAACUAAAUCUGUGUAAAUAAUUUUCUCAGCUCAGUCUUUUUUCCCCAAGCAUCUUGGCUCCCCCAUGGUGAAGGGGUUUGAGGUAGGUGAUAAUAGUAGAGUUUUUAAAAACUUUUUUUUGAAGUACAGAACACAUCUCAAAAAAAUAUGCCAAUCAGAAGUGCACAGUCCUUAAGAAUUUCCACAAACAGAUCCAAAUAACCAGCAACCAGAUCGAGAGACAAAUAUUACCAGCACUCUAGAAGCAACCCUUUAGGCCCUGCCCCAACCUCUGCCUCCUCCUACCUCCCCAAAGGUAACCUCUAUCCUGACUUACAACAUCAUGGAUGAAAGUAGCUCUUUUUAAAGUUUACAUAGAAAAAAAAUAAAGUUUAUAUAGACUCAUAUAGGUUGAUUAUUUUGUGUUUGCGUUCUUGGAUCCCACAAUAUGUUUUUCAGAAUCAUCUAACCAUACCAAUUUUGAGAAGUGGGAGUCAAAAAAAAGAGGAGUAGAACAGUGCUUCUGUUUUGUUUUAUAUUUUUGUUUUUUAUUAUGUGCCUAGCUCAGUGCCUCUCCUACCUCAAACAAGCUCCCUCAAACAAAUUACCUGAGAAUCUUGGUAGAAUGUGGACUCGGAUUCAGUAGGUCUAGGGUGGGGCCAGAGAUUCUGCAUUCUAACAAGUGCUUAGGUGAUGCUGAUGCUGCUGGUUCACACAUUGAGGUGCAAGCUCCAUCAGUAAUUUGAAAGGGUGCAGUAUGAAUUUGAAAAGUCAUUCAAUGCCUGCACUAUAUGAGCAUUCUAACAAAAUCCCACUAGUGGAAAAGAUUA
Zalophus californianus (California sea lion) is the source of this 6445-nucleotide messenger RNA. RefSeq names its product TYRO3 protein tyrosine kinase (gene TYRO3). Gene Ontology annotation, molecular function: ATP binding; transmembrane receptor protein tyrosine kinase activity; protein binding. Gene Ontology annotation, cellular component: signaling receptor complex. The transcript is spliced from 19 exons. Lineage: Eukaryota; Metazoa; Chordata; Mammalia; Carnivora; Otariidae. The record is from RefSeq and is a predicted model, not a curated record. Gene Ontology annotation, biological process: cell surface receptor protein tyrosine kinase signaling pathway; platelet aggregation; cell migration. Bases 245 to 2926 code for a protein of 893 amino acids.